ACGGGGUCAACUCAAGCCUUGGCCGCCAAGCUAAUGCUAACCCACCAGCACCAGGAUUCAAUGUCCGUAUAAACCAAUGGGUACAUAUGACACUUAAUCACUAAUUUUAAGUCAGUUGGUCCUGGUCUUCUUCCUCGUCUUCUUCUGGCUGGCUACUCGUUUUCAGUACUUUCUCUUGUUCUGCUGCUGCGUCUUUUUCUUCCCCGGCGGAAAGAUGGGCAUGGCGAAAUUGAAGAUAGGAGGGGCAUGGAGUGGGGUACUGGAAGUGGAUUUAGAAGAAUGGACUGUGGCCAUGUUGAGAGAAGAGGUGGCCGAGCGAUCGGGCUGCCAUGCUGUGCCCCAGACGAUCAACUUAAUAUCCGCGGGCAAAGUCUUGAGAGAUGGUGAUGGCACUGAAAAGCUCAGCCAACUGGGUCUUAAAAACAACGCUAAAAUUUUGGCCUCCAGGGUCUCCGCUGAUCAAGGCAAAGUGAAAGAGGAAUUCUUGGCUGAAGAAGAGCGCUCUAAACGCCUCUCCAGGAUCAAAUCUGCUGCCACUUCACUAGCCCAGAGACAUGCUGAAGGAUCUUUACCUGUUGAAAACUUUAAUCUAGAGCUGGAAAAUCAGAGUGGAGAAAAAGUGCAGCUGGGCUCUGAGACUGACCAAAGAGCAAUAAUGAUGGGUCUUAUGCUGCAUGCAAAUGCUAAGCAGUUGAUUAGAGAACAUAAAUAUAAGGAUGCACUUGAAGUGCUUAUCAUGGGCGAGGAGGCUUUCUCUCUAUGCAAUCCAAAGGCCAUUGAAAUGGUUGACAAUGUAUCCAUACUACAAAUAGACAUGGUAUGGUGCUAUUUUAUGCUCCGUGAUAUUAGCUGGCUCACAGUGGCUGGCCAGCGACUUGCAAAAGCCAGAGAGGGGCUUGAGCGUGCUCAUGGGAAGGAGUCUAUUCGUCUGAGACUUCUCCAAGGAGGACGGUUUCCUGAGCUUUCCUUGUACCUGAGGCUGGAGCUUUUAGAAGGAGUAGUUGCAUAUCACAGUGGUCGUGUAGAAAAUUCUAGGGCUUCCUUGAAUGCUGCUCAAAUAAAAUUCUUCCAGCUUCAAGUGCCUGAUGAAGCCUUAUCAUUGCUCAAGGGAAUGGGAUAUAAAGAACGGGAUGCAAAGAGGGCCCUUCGCAUGAGCAACCAGGAUAUCGAGAGUGCUGUUGACUUCCUUGUUGAGGAAAAGGCAAAAAGGAUGAAGAAACAGGAGGAGGACCUUUGGCGACAGCAGGAGAUUUUUGAGCAGAAGCGAUAUGGAAUGACACCACUGAGGAAAGCUGUGGAUCUUCAGAAAUUGAAUGAAUUGGUCACUGUUGGAUUUGCAAAAGAGCUUGCUGCAGAAGCCUUACGAAGAAAUGAAAAUGACAUUCAGAAGUCUCUGGAUGACUUGACCAAUCCAGAAACUAAUGCUGCCAUACAGGCUGAUAUUGAACUUAGGAAGAGCAAAAGAUUACGUCAAGCUGCAGAAGCUGCAAUUGAAGAGAUUGUAGCCAUGGGAUUCCCAAGAGCUUCAGUGGCUGAAGCUGUUCGCAUGUUCGGCACAAAAGAGAAAGCAUUAAAUUUUUUAGUUGGACAACCCAAUGAAAAUUCUGCAACAGCGGAUGUCAGCAACCACGAUUUAGGAGGUGGUGGAGGGAACGUGUCAGCUAACAGUGCAACUUUGAGCGGUGAAGCUGAUAAUGGAGGUCCAUCAGGUCGAAAGGAAGAUUUGGAGCGGGAUGUGGAGAUGGAAGAUGAACUUACUACUGGAUUGCAUGGUGCUGAUGCAUUCUCUGACUAUGACAUUGAUGUUACAAAAGAAGGGGAAGCUAUCAACGAGUAUCUGACUUUACUCAACUCUGCAGUUGAGGACGAGAAAGUUUAUAGAUUAUAAGAAGGUUUUUAGAUUAUCGAUUGCUAGAUUGAGCUCUGUACAGUUGUUUCGCAUGUUAAAAGUCGAUUACUUUAUCAAUUUUCUGAUUAAAAAAAAAUGGUCGGAAUAUUUGACUGGCUUCCAAUCCGCGUCCUUGAGAUUAACAGGAAGUUUAUUUUCUCUUGCUGACAAGUUGGUGGUAAAAAAAUGAUGAUAUGUUUUGGGCGCAUAGGUGAGGUUGUCUAUGGUUA
Messenger RNA from Coffea eugenioides, 2118 nucleotides. RefSeq names its product NEDD8 ultimate buster 1. Gene Ontology annotation, molecular function: protein binding. The record is from RefSeq and is a predicted model, not a curated record. The coding region runs from base 215 to 1888 and encodes 557 amino acids. The transcript has 11 exons. Gene Ontology annotation, biological process: regulation of ubiquitin-dependent protein catabolic process. NCBI's taxonomy places the organism in Eukaryota, Viridiplantae, Streptophyta, Magnoliopsida, Gentianales, Rubiaceae.